AUGCCGAGCACCGGCAAUACACCUCUGUCCCUCGCCGACACUGUGCUUUCCGAUGAACGCUCGUUACCUGCCAGCCAGUGGACUUUGGAACUAAGUCCCGUGAGGGGCGCAGGCCUGCCGGGCCCCGCCGAGACCCGGGGGCCGCUCCGGCCCUGUGUGACCCGCCGCGCCGGUGGGCAGCGGUGCGGCCCGGGCGAGGUGGGCCGGGAGAGCUCGGCUCGCUUUGCCUUUGGUAGUUACCUUUAUAUUAUUAUUAUUAAGGGAAAGUGCCCUGAAGAUGGAUGGGAUGAAAGCACCAUUGAACUGUUUCUUCAUGAACUUGCUAUAAUGGAUAGCAAUAACUUUCUGGGCAACUGUGGUGUGGGUGAGAGGGAAGGAAGAGUGGCGUCAGGACUCGUUGCCCGAAGGCAUUACAGGUUGAUCCAUGGAAUUGGAAGGUCAGGUGAUAUUUCUGCAGUCCAGCCUAAAGCUGCAGGGUCUAGCCUUUUGAACAAACUUACUAAUUCGGUAGUUCUGGAUAUUAUAAAGCUGGCUGGUGUCCGGACAGUGACCAAUUGCUUUGUGGUUCCUAUGGCAACUGGCAUGAGUCUAACUCUGUGUUUUUUAACGUUGCGGCACAAGAGACCAAAGGCAAAAUACAUUAUCUGGCCACGUAUAGACCAGAAAUCUUGCUUUAAAUCAAUGAUAACUGCAGGUUUUGAGCCUGUGGUGAUAGAAAAUGUGUUAGAAGGCGAUGAGCUACGGACAGACAUCGAAGCAGUAGAGGCUAAAGUCAAGGCUCUUGGUGCUGAAAAUAUUCUUUGUGUGCAUUCUACAACGUCUUGCUUUGCUCCAAGGGUGCCUGAUAGGCUGGAGGAACUGGCUGUGAUUUGUGCUAAUUAUGACAUUCCCCAUAUUGUCAACAAUGCGUAUGGAGUUCAGUCUUCAAAAUGUAUGCAUCUUAUCCAGCAGGGUGCUCGAGUAGGCAGAAUAGAUGCCUUUGUUCAGAGCUUGGACAAAAAUUUUAUGGUUCCAGUAGGUGGUGCUAUCAUUGCUGGCUUCAAUGCGUCCUUUAUUCAGGAGAUCAGCAAAAUGUAUCCAGGAAGAGCAUCUGCGUCUCCUUCCUUAGAUGUCCUCAUUACACUUCUGUCUCUAGGUGCCAGUGGCUACAAACAGUUACUGAAAGAGAGAAAGGAGAUGUUUUCCUAUCUUUCAAGUGAGCUGAAGAAGCUGGCGGAUAGCCACAAUGAGAGACUGUUAGACACACCACAUAAUCCCAUUUCCUUAGCCAUGUCACUGCAGAAUCUAGAUGAAAAUAAUGAUGCUGCUGUUACCCAGCUUGGAUCUAUGCUUUUCACAAGACAAGUUUCUGGAGCAAGGGUUGUUCCCUGUGGGUCUGUACAAACAGUGAAUAACUACACUUUUAAAGGCUUUAUGUCACAUUCAAAUGACUAUCCCUGUGCUUAUCUCAAUGCUGCCUCAGCAAUUGGAAUUAAAAAGCAAGAUGUAGAUGUAUUCCUAAAAAGACUCGACAAGUGUUUGAAGACUUCUAGAAAAGAAUCAAAGAAAGAAAAAAGUGUAAAUGAGAUAAGUAAUUCUAAUAUAGGCACAGAACAACUUGAAGACCAGAAGAUACAGAUUUAGUAACACGGGAAGAUAUGCUUUUGUUUGACAUAUGUCAGGUUUGUAUUGGGUUAGCAUUGUGAAUCUGCAGAGGAGAAAAUUUAUUCCUGAUCUGAAAAAACACUUGGGUGAGAAUACAAAAAAAUACUUGCGUGAAAUUCAGCUUUAAAGAAAGUAGGUGA
Molecule: messenger RNA, 1784 nt
Organism: Charadrius vociferus (killdeer)
Lineage: Eukaryota; Metazoa; Chordata; Aves; Charadriiformes; Charadriidae
Gene: SEPSECS
Product: Sep (O-phosphoserine) tRNA:Sec (selenocysteine) tRNA synthase
Exons: 13
Coding region: 1-1623 (540 amino acids)
Biological process (GO): conversion of seryl-tRNAsec to selenocys-tRNAsec; selenocysteine incorporation
Molecular function (GO): O-phosphoseryl-tRNA(Sec) selenium transferase activity; tRNA binding
Source: RefSeq, a predicted model, not a curated record